This is a messenger RNA of Aspergillus alliaceus, 1074 nucleotides long. RefSeq lists its product as uncharacterized. The coding region runs from base 1 to 1074 and encodes 357 amino acids. The transcript has 2 exons. NCBI's taxonomy places the organism in Eukaryota, Fungi, Ascomycota, Eurotiomycetes, Eurotiales, Aspergillaceae. The record is from RefSeq and is a predicted model, not a curated record.
AUGGAGAGAACCUGUAGUGCCCGAGUCGGCUUACAUUCCUUACCGAAUGAGCUAUUAGUGAUCAUUGUCCAAAAGGGAAAGGUGAAAGGUUUCUUAAAGCCUCUAUCACAAGUCAGCAAAGUUUUCCGCCAACUCUGUAUACCUUUUAUGUUUAACACCCUUCGAAUCACAGCCUCCACAGCAGGUCUGAAUUGCCUGACUCAAGCAUCACAGUCUCUAAUCAGACCAUACGUGAAAACGAUUCACUAUGAGGUUUCUGAACUCAUUGAUCCACUUGCCCAGAAUUGGGAUACCUUUCGCACCUGUAUCUAUCCUGUUUCUGAAUAUACCCGGGACCGAAAAGAGCGUUGGUCGAUGUUAGGAGGCCGUGAUGUCUCAUACUCGACGGUAUACUCGUACUUUUGCGCCCGGUCACAAGAACAGCAGGCUAUUAUUCGGUCUGGCCAUGACAUAACGGUACUCUGCGCGUCGCUCUCUUCGUUCCCGCAACUUGAUACGAUCCUGCUUCGAUUUGAGGACAACAUUGAACUACCAUUCCACUGGCUGGCAGACCGAGUGCUGUUGGACGGCCAGCUUUCCUUCCUAGAUCAAUUACGGAAAGUGGCCACAGCAAUAAAAGCAGCUAAGGAAUACGGCAUUUCUAUUCAUACAUUUGAAAUAUCUGGAUUUGAUCCUCAGUCACUCUCACAAGAGCCACACGAGUUGGAUCUAUUGACUGAUGCUCUUACUGAUAUUCAAGAACUACGGUUAGAAGACAGUCCCGCCCUCUUGGGGUUCUUUACCCGAAGUCCACUACCGUCUCUUCGACGGUUUGAGUUAGGCAGCUAUUGGAUGUCCGCCACAGAACUCAGGGAAUUUGUCUACGCCCAUGCCAAUACACUGAAAUAUCUUCAUCUGGAAGACAUCUGGCUUCUGCGAGAGAAACGCGAAGAGGAUUAUGUUGAUCUAUUACUAGCGACUACGGAAGCGAUUCUUGAAAGCAUAAGGGACAUUCGGCGCUCAGGUAUUCUACACGAGCUUACUAUGAAUAGACAGGCCAAUGGGGGCUGCGAGAUACGGGAGCUAUUGAAGUAA